CGACCAUGCAACAAACGCUCUGGGACACUGGAGCUGGAAACAAGCCAGAAACCGUGCUGCUGCUCGUCUGGGGCCACAAAAAGAACUGCUCUUGACUUUGCAGGUAGUGAAAUCAUUCACCUUCACAAGGAUGUCAAAGAAAUAAUGCUCCAACAAGUCUCUCCCUCUACAGAUUUUUGUGUGAACAGUGGGCGAAAAUUCGGCCGCAGAAAAGUCUGAUGAGAUUUCUUCACGGAGCAAUAAAAUAAGGAAAAAGGUAGCACUCGAUCCCUGCAGAGGAAAAAUCCUCGGUGUGGCCAAAAAGAGGGGUCAUGCGGCGACGAGAGUGACGAGAUCCGAACCAGUCAAGGUGACUGAUUGAUUUUUGAGGAGCUCGAGAUCACCCCACCCACACUCUCAGGACUAAACAAAGGCUUGAUCCAGCACUAAGGAAAGCUGGAGAAUGAGGAUGGAUCUCUGGGGAUCUACGAUACGCGUAAACAAUCUCGGGUCCAGCCAUGCUUGAAAGGUGGGGAGAAAAAUCUUGUUUUAUGGGUAUCUCUCUUGUAUUGUCCAGGUAUCUCCAGAAGAAAUGAAGGGGAGUAAAGGCAUGAGCUUUUUGCUCGCUCGCUGGCCACUUCGUCGUAUUUUAACCUCCUUUGUUGAUCUUGACGCUGGAGGCAUUGGUGGGUGCAAGUGGCUUAAAGGCGUUCAUGGACAAUUCGCUGCGUUGACACUAGAGGCAGGUCACACCAACUUGUCAAUCCACUUUGACUUUAGGGCUGGGCUUUUGUGGAAGAUUCCAGAGGAUCGAGCCUUGGACCUUUUUCUGGUCCCGGGUUCGAUUCCUAUGGUGUUGAAAAAGUGUAAAAAGUGCCAAAUGACGUGUCUUCGUGACGUGUCCCCUACGCGCCAAGUGUGAUAUUUUCUCUCUCGAUCGAGAGCUUUCUUGCUAGGGCUCUCUUCUUCUCUUUUGCGUUUCUCCAGGGCGAUGGCAAUGGCGAUGGCGGCUUCUUCCACCUCGGGCUUGAAUCUGGCUCCUGGGAUCGCGAUCGAUUCGUCGCUCGUGAGAGCACGGCAAGGUACUCGUCCGCGGCCGUCUAGAUUCAAAUGUAGGGCUCACGCUGGUAGAAGCAGCAGCGGCAGCACCGGCAAGAGCUACUAUGGUUAUGAUCUGUAUGAGCUCCUUGGCGUCGAGAAUUCCGCGCCACAGCCGGAGAUCAAGAAAGCAUACCGAUGGCUCCAGAAGAAAUGCCAUCCGGAUGUCGCUGGCGAGCUGGGACACGACAUGUCGAUUCUUCUCAAUGAGGCCUACGCCAUUCUCUCCGAUCCGACCAGCCGUGGUUCAUACGACGCUGUCCGUGCUGAAUGGAUUCAGUUCGAAGGAUUCACGGGUGAGCCGCUCUAUUCCAGAUGGAUGGGACCAGCAAGCGAAGAAAAGGCCGUUUUUGUGGACGAAGUACGCUGCAUUGGCUGCUUGAAGUGUGCUCUCAUUGCGUCCAACACUUUUGCUGUUGAGAAACGCUAUGGUCGAGCUCGGGCAGUUUCACAGUGGGGUGAUUCGAAGCCAGUUAUCGACGAUGCUAUUCGAGCUUGUCCCGUGGAUUGCAUUUCGUGGGUGGAUAGAGGGAAACUAGCAGCUCUCGAGUAUCUCAUGGCUAAACAGCCUCGCUAUACGGUAAACAUAGAGCCUGAGAACAGCCCCGGCGAGCGUGCAAUCGACGUUUUCAAGAGCGCAGAAAAGUUCUUGAAGAAAAAUGCAGAGUUUCAAUCUGAAAAGGAAAACCCUGCACAAAAAUACAGAACGGCUGCUACUGAUGCUAUACAAGCCCGAGCUGGAAGGUGGUGGCAUUUUUUUGUUGGGAAAAGCUACUCCUCAUCGGACGACUUCGAUCAUGUGAGAUCCUCGCAGGGAGCAAUCGUUCCGCUCAGCUGGUUCGCUAAGGAUGUGUAUAAUCAAGCCUUCAGGGGAUCACUGUUCGCACAAGGCAAGAUGAAAGCUUUGUACGAAGCCGUCACUCAACAACGGGAAUCUUCCUAUGCUCAAGCUGAGGAGUACUGGGAACCUCUCAGUAACGUAACUAGUCCCAUUGAGAACUCGUCAUCAACGUCCACAACGCCUACCAUCCGUGUUGACGCGGCCACUAAAACACCACCUCGGAUCCAUCGACCAUCGGAAAAGCAGCAAAAGCUUUUUAUGAUAAGACAAGCUGUUCCAGUGGCGGUCUCUUUGGCUGCGGCUCUGGUUGUCCAGUUUCAAACGGUAUCCAGCUCCCAGAUAUCUCAAGCUGCGGCCAGUUCAGGAGCGGCACACUCAGAUCGGUUCAGCUCAGUGGUUCAGGACCUCGCCUCGACUCCAGGCAUGCAGCCACUUCUUGCUGGCAUCGUCUGGUACGUGUUAACUUCCGUAGCCUGCAGCUGUGUAGCUCUAUUCGUCGACGACUCUCAAACCUAACAGCAGCUCUCGGCUCGAGAGCAAAGUUUCCAUUGCUCUUUGGUACGCAUGACUUAACUAAGGAUCCAGCUCAAGAACACGCUCGGCAGCAGCUUUAGCUCGUGUCAAGUCGUUGUGAAUUCGACAAGCGUCCAGCAGCAUCAUCCAGGCCAUGACAUCCGGCUCCUUCAUUCUCCU
Molecule: messenger RNA, 2611 nt
Organism: Selaginella moellendorffii
Lineage: Eukaryota; Viridiplantae; Streptophyta; Lycopodiopsida; Selaginellales; Selaginellaceae
Product: chaperone protein dnaJ C76, chloroplastic
Exons: 8
Coding region: 971-2434 (487 amino acids)
Source: RefSeq, a predicted model, not a curated record